This is a messenger RNA of Monoraphidium neglectum, 252 nucleotides long. RefSeq lists its product as hypothetical. Bases 1 to 252 code for a protein of 83 amino acids. The transcript has 3 exons. NCBI's taxonomy places the organism in Eukaryota, Viridiplantae, Chlorophyta, Chlorophyceae, Sphaeropleales, Selenastraceae. The record is from RefSeq and is a predicted model, not a curated record.
AUGGCGCUGCACGCGCUGCGGCUGGUCGAAGACGAACGCGGCGGCGCGGCGGUCGCAAAGGUCAUCCUGUGCAAGCCGUUCCUGCGCACCAACCCAAGCUGCUACCGGCAGGCGUUCAUCCAAGCCGCCGCCGCGCGCGCCCGCGUGCUGGCCGCCCUGGCGGGCGGGCUCGGGGCGGCGGCGCCCGAGGCGCUCAAGCAGCGGAUCAUGAGGGUGGUGGCACACCACCUUUCCCUGUUCCUGGCCUCCUGA